GACCUGAUCCCUAUUAGGGUCAGAGGGCAAGAAGCCAUGGCUACAAAAACAGCCUCCUCACCGCUGGAAAACCUGGACCUGAGCGGAGAGGAGGUGCAGAGGCUCACCUCCGCCUUCCAGGACCCCGAGUUCCGGCGCCUGUUCUCCGAGUAUGCCCAGGAGCUCACUAACCCCGAGAACCGGCGGCGCUACGAGGCGGAGGUGACGGCGCUGGAGCGUGAGCGCGGGGUGGAGGUGCGCUUCGUGCACCCCGAACCGGGCCACGUGUUGCGCACCAGCCUGGACGGGACGCGGCGCUGCUUCGUGAACGUGUGCAGCAACGCGCUGGUGGAGCAGCCCAGCCGCCGGCCGGGCCGGGAGGGCGGCGUGGGCUCGGCGCCCGGCACUCACUGGUCGCUGCCCUACAGCCUGGCGCCGGGCCGCCAGUACGCCGGGCGCCGUGGCACCGGCUACACCGUCUACGACGUGGUCUUCCACCCGGAUGCGCUGGCCCUGGCCCGGCGCCACCAGCGCUUCCGCGAGAUGCUGGACGCCACGGCCCUGGAGGCGGUGGAGAAGCAAUUCCACGUCCAGCUGGACCGCAGGAACGCCAGGACCCUGAAGAUGAAAUACAAGGGGACCCCCGAGGCCGCCGUGCUGCGCAGGCCCCUGCCGGGCGGCGCCCCCACCCAGCCGGAGGAGGAGCCGGCCGGCCCGCUCCCGCCCUUCCCCUACCCCUACCCCGCCCCGCCGGCCGCGGAGCCCUCGGCCCCGCCCCCGCCGCCGGAGCCCGCCCCUCCGGAGGCGGCGCGGCGGCGGCGGCCGGCCCCCACCGAGCCCCGCUGCGGCGUGGUGCAGCGCCACCACGUGGACCUGCAGGACUACCGCUGCGCCCGGGACUCGGCGCCGGGCCCCGUGCCGCACGAGCUGGUGGUCACCAUCGAGCUGCCGCUGCUGCGCUCGGCCGAACAGGCGGCGCUGGAGGUGACGGGGAAGCUGCUGUGCCUCGACUCCCGGGAACCCGACUACCGGCUGCGGCUCUCGCUCCCGUACCCCGUGGACGACAGCCGCGGCAAGGCGCAGUUCAACAAAGCCCGGCGGCAGCUGGUGGUGACGCUCCCGGUGGCGGCGUCCGCCGUGCGACGCGACCUCCCCGCGGAUCCGCGCGGCACGGACGGCGGCGCGGCCUGCGCUUCCGCCCGCCCGGGGGAGGCGGGACCGGAGGAGAGCUGCGCCGCAGACCCAGGUCGGAGUUCCAGCCCCGUCGGGGCCGCAGACGCCGAGAUCAGCAGCACCCCACGCUCCCCGGAGGUGGCGCCUGCGUCCGCGGCCGCCGGGCCGGAGGAGCGGGACUCGGGCCGGUACUCGGUGUCGCCUCCCGGAGCGGGGAGCUCACCGGGAGACGGAGGCGGAGGCUCCCCUCCCGGUGCAUCUCCGGAUCCCGACUGGGAGUCUCCGCUAGUGGGAGGGGGCGCGUGCGGAGAUCACACCGCCGAGGCGCGCGAGGAAGCGGAGGGGCCGGGAGGCGAACCCUCAGACCCAGCCAUGGGCGGCCCGGGCUCCCCAAGCGGCACACCUCGGUGUCCGCCCGUGCAGUGUGAUCAAGAUGAAGAUUGCUUGACUCUGUUAGUCCGCGUGCCUCGGAUUCAGCCGCAGAGUCUUCGCGGGGAGCUGACUCCUCUCCACUAUAAACUGUGCUUCUCCACGCCAGACUCCGUUUAUUCCUUCCUUUUGCAAUUUGCUCCAGGCAAUAAGUUGAGUCCCGACGAACCCGCGGUUAGCCUUUCUUCAGACAACGCGGUCAUAGUGUUGGCCAAGUCUCCAGAGAGCCGUGGAUACUGGCGAGAGUGGUAUUGGGGUUUAAACGACGCUUCUUUGGAGGAAAGGUUGUUUGUCAGUGAAGAAAAUGUUGAUGAGUUUCUUGAUGAGGUCUUGAGCUCUCCAUCGAAACAGGCAACUUCCCUAACUUCACCUUUAAUUGAAGUACUUCAUGUUACUGAUGAAAAGAUUGAAAUUCAUGCAAAGUUGCUAGAAUGUAGUAAUCCUGAUCAGUUUCAAGAAAAGGAAAGAAGCCUCAGUGAAGGAGGUCAUCUAACUGAAAAAGACAACCUGGAACAUCUUACAACUGAUUCUGAUUCAUCUGUAGCACUUAAAGAACUAAAAAUAGAUACUUGUGAUUUAGUAACAGGCUUGGAACCAGGAUCUCUUAAUGAUUCUCAGAUACUAUUGGAAAAAUCCAAGCAACCCAAGGCAAACAUGGAACCUGAAUUUACAGAAGAAAAAAGUGCUACUUACUCAAAUGAGGAAAAAGACAAUUUAGAAGUGAUAACUAAAGAGAAAGAAUUCAGUGGAGAUCAAUUAUCUUCAUUGCUGAGCAGAACAGUAGUUCACAAGAUACCUGAUGUUGAUAGCAUCAAAGAAACCAACAUGCAGGAUGGCAGUGUGGAGAUUAUUAAAGAUCAUGUGACACACUGUGCUUUCAGCUUUCAGAAUUCUUUGCUAUAUGACUUGGAUUAAUACUAUUUAGGAAUAUAAAUGUUAAGAGUAAAUUUUUUUAACCUAAAAUAACUUCUUUGUGUUAACUAUGCAGAAUAAAACAUGUAGUUAUAUAAUCUGUAUAUAUGGACAUAUGUUGGAAUUUCAUACUUUUGUUUACCAUUUAAUAAAAGUUUCAAAAUAUUCA
Messenger RNA from Dipodomys spectabilis (banner-tailed kangaroo rat), 2662 nucleotides. RefSeq names its product dynein axonemal assembly factor 2 (gene Dnaaf2). The record is from RefSeq and is a predicted model, not a curated record. Gene Ontology annotation, cellular component: cytoplasm. Gene Ontology annotation, biological process: axonemal dynein complex assembly. Lineage: Eukaryota; Metazoa; Chordata; Mammalia; Rodentia; Heteromyidae. The transcript has 3 exons. Bases 37 to 2496 code for a protein of 819 amino acids.